AUGAGCCUGAGUCGCAACAAGAGGAUCAGCUCCAGCACCUCCGUCCGCAGGCUGAAUGGCUUAGGGACGCCGCCAGCUGGCUUCACUGGCGUCUCCCUGAGCAGCAGCUCGCUGUCUGCAGGCACCAAUGGCCACCUCCAUGGCCCUGGGUCCCCACUGGCCUCGCUGUCAGUCAACAAGAGCCUGCUGGCCCCUCUCAACCUGGAGAUCGAUCCCAGCCUCUCCAUGAGCCGAGCGCAUGAGAAGGAGCAGAUCAAGAGUCUCAACAACCGCUUUGCAUCUUUCAUUGACAAGGUCCGCUUCCUGGAGCAGCAGAAUAAAAUGCUGGAGACUAAGCUGGAGCUGCUGCAGGGUCAGGGGGUGGGCCGCUCCAAUGUGGAGCCGUUGUUCGAGGCCUAUAUGGCCGGCCUGAGGCGCCAGAUGGAUCUGGUCAACAACGACAAGAUCAAGCUGGACGGCGAGCUGAGAAAUAUGCAAGGUCUGGUGGAGGACUACAAGCACAAAUACGAGGAUGAGAUCAACAGGAGGAACAACCUGGAGAAUGACUUUGUCCUCCUAAAAAAGGAUGUGGACUCGGCAUAUCUGGUGAAGGCUGAUCUGGAAGACAAAGUGGGUGGUCUGACUGAUGAGAUCAACUUCCUGCGUAAUGUCUAUGAAGAGGAGCUGCGUGAGCUGCAGGCCAGCAUCCGAGACACGUCGGUAGUGGUGCAGAUGGACAACAGCCGCAGCCUCAACAUGGAGCAAAUCGUAGCCGAAGUCAAAGCUCAGUACGAGGACAUUGCCGCUCGCAGCCGAGAGGAAGCUGAGGCCUGGUACAAGAACAAAUUCGACCAGAUGUCGGUGCAGGCCAGCCAGUAUGGAGACGAGCUCCGCAUCGUGAAGGGAGAAGUGGGCGAGGUCAACCGACUCAUCAGCCGCCUGCAGAGCGAAAUCGAGGCGGUCAAAGCUCAGCGUGGCAGCCUGGAAAAUCAGCUGGCUGAGGCUGAGGAGCGUGGAGAGAUGGCUGUAAAAGAGGCCAAAGCCCGCACCAGAGACCUGGAGGACGCCCUGCAGCGAGCCAAGCAGGACAUGGCCCGGCAGCUGAGAGAGUACCAGGACCUCAUGAACCUCAAACUGGCUCUGGACAUCGAGAUCGCCACCUACAGGAAGCUGCUAGAAGGGGAGGAAGACAGAGUCGGACAGCAGUCAAUUAUCAACAUCCAGGCCGUCUCUAACUACAGUAGCAGAAGUUCCAACGGCCACUACCAUGGCGCCAGCGGCGGCUCUCCCACUCCAAAGCUGCUCAUCAAGACCACCGAAACCAGAGACCACAGCAGAUACAGCACACACUGA
This is a messenger RNA of Dunckerocampus dactyliophorus (ringed pipefish), 1332 nucleotides long. Its product is annotated as keratin, type II cytoskeletal 8. NCBI's taxonomy places the organism in Eukaryota, Metazoa, Chordata, Actinopteri, Syngnathiformes, Syngnathidae. Gene Ontology annotation, biological process: intermediate filament organization; keratinization. The transcript has 10 exons. The record is from RefSeq and is a predicted model, not a curated record. Gene Ontology annotation, molecular function: structural constituent of skin epidermis. Bases 1 to 1332 code for a protein of 443 amino acids. Gene Ontology annotation, cellular component: keratin filament.